AAAUGUUAUUUAUUUUGAAAUUUUGAAUUUGUUCUCAAUCAAAAAUGGAAGAAACCAGCAACGAAAUAUUGUCCGAAUCCUUGGAGCAAACAGAUAACUUAAUGGAAAAUGAUGUAGUAGAUUUGGCAAACAUUUCUGAGGAUGAAACAGCUAAUCCCAACUCGGAACAAAGUGAGAGUGAGACAAAACAAUCUCCAGCAAGUUUCCUCAAACCGGUAAAAGAUCUACAAUUGCCCCAUGCAAAAAUUAAACAUAUUAUGAAAAUGGAUCCGGACGUACAAUUGGUACAAAAGGACGCAAUCAGUUUAGUUGGAAAAGCAGCAGAAUUGUUUAUAGAAUUUUUAACCAAAGAAUCCUACAAGCAACUCGCAGGACAAAAGCGAAGGACUGUAAUGAAAAGAGACAUUGAUGUUACUGUAGAAAAUAUACCCCAACUCUGUUUUCUGGAUGGGGCUUUGGAAUAA
This is a messenger RNA of Ceutorhynchus assimilis (cabbage seed weevil), 464 nucleotides long. Lineage: Eukaryota; Metazoa; Arthropoda; Insecta; Coleoptera; Curculionidae. The record is from the annotation of a GenBank genome assembly.